CUGGGUGGACUUUGGACAAUACUUGGUCGGCUUUAGAUCUCAUAUCUUCUUUCCCGCUUUCUUAUCUCAUAGGUUGACACUCUCACGUUGACCAUAAAUCAAAAACACCGCAAGUUUUGAAUCGAAGAUUUGGGAUAAGAGAGAGGAUGGUGGAGAGAACGAUGAGUCUAGGUGUGGGAGUCAACAAAGAAACCAUGCAAGCGCAGCAGGAGCUUCUUCAGAAGAUCACUCAUGAGCUCGACACUGAACGGGAAGCCUCUUCAACAGCAGCUUCAGAGGCCUUGUCAAUGAUUCUACGCCUCCAGGGAGAGAAAGCAGCGUUGGAGAUGGAGACUAGUCAGUACAAGAGAAUGUCCGAGGAGAAGAUGUGCCACGCUGAGACUUCUCUGACGCUCUUCGAAGAUCUGAUUUACCGCAAGGAAAUGGAGAUGGCGUCUCUUGAGUUUCAGGUUCAGGCUUACAGAUGCAAACUACUCAGCCUCGGCUGCGCUGAUGUACAGGCCGAGGAGAAGAAAGGUGUUGAGAGUAGUUCUUUAUCUCCUCGUCAAGACUUGAACGCGUGUUGGGAAGAGAUCAGAAGAAUAGACGAUCAUGUGAGAGAGGUUUCGGAGUCGAGAGAUGUUGCCAAGGGAUCUAAAUGGCAUUUGCUUAGGCGUGAGUCUAUUUCACAUGCAUUGGUUUCGCAGGUGAGUAAUACUAUCCUAGAGUCAGCCAAGAGUGAUGUCAGUUCGAUUAUGGAGAUGAUCAAAAACCCUGAAAGGUUCACUGCUUCAGACGAGGUUCCAAGGACCAAGGAGAGCCUUACAAUCAUCUCGGAAGAAAGAAAUGUUGGAGGCAAGAUGGUGAGUAGUGAUUACAAAAGAAAUGUGAGUAAGCCGCCAAAAGAUACGAGCAUUGAGGCAGAGCAUAUGAGUUUGCUAAAGGAGAUUAGAGAGCAGAUUAAUGAAAUGCAGUCAGAGAUGAGAAGUUUAAGAUCAGAACUGCAUCAAACUCGACUUGUUUCUCAUUGUGAAGAGGAUCGAGCCAUUAACUCAAUUCAAGAGGCCAUGAUUCACUUCUGGCUUUAGAAGCUACAUUGCAGCCAGGGGUGAAGCUAGACAAUUUAUCUGGUGGGUGCACUAUCAUUAAUAAAACAUAAAAUGAAAAGAAUAAGGAAUCGAACCCGGAUUAAUGUGGGUGCACAACCUCACUUUUCCAUUUGAUCCAACAGAUUCUAUUUGUUUUCUUUAGCUAAAUUAAAACUAUAUAUAAUAAUUACGGGUGCACAUGCCUCAAUAAUGUAUAGCCUGGUUUCGCCCCUGAUUGCAGCGUGGUUCUAGUUUCAUAUUCUAAGAUAUUUAACCUUCCAAGAGUAAAUCUCUAGUAUUUGUAUGGAACUACAUUAGCAUUGUGAGAGAGAGAAAAUCUUACAUCUCUGCCUAAUCUAAAGAGACAUGGAUGGUAAAAGAAGUAACUAAAGUUGAUCAACAUGUAUGGUUCUUUCAUCCCUAGAAUAAUUAUCUUAAAUCAAGAGUGGUGCCUCUCAAACAUUUUUAGUGGUAGACAUGACCACAAGCCAGCAUGCACUGCUCUUGUAGCUGCACAAAGAAGCAUUAGGCUGUUCUGGAUCAGAAGAUAGAUCUCUUUGGCACUGCUUUAUUGACCAAUGAGGGACCUAUCGAACUCGAUGUACCGAGUAAAGUAUCUGGUUUGGUUUGCUCUUCAACGUUGGACCAAUGUUUUUGGUCUCAAAACGCGAGCAGAAAGGUACCUUUUAGGUAUUAUGUUCCUGUGAUAUUCUCUUCUUUAACUCUCAACUGAUAAUGUUAAAUCCUCCAUGACUAAUCAAAUCAAAUGUAACGGAGGACAGUAACUUUGAAGACACUUUGUUCUUUGAUUGUCCUAACUACAAUUUUUCUUGGAA
Brassica oleracea var. oleracea is the source of this 1903-nucleotide messenger RNA. RefSeq lists its product as uncharacterized. The transcript is spliced from 3 exons. The coding region runs from base 147 to 1067 and encodes 306 amino acids. NCBI's taxonomy places the organism in Eukaryota, Viridiplantae, Streptophyta, Magnoliopsida, Brassicales, Brassicaceae. The record is from RefSeq and is a predicted model, not a curated record.